Molecule: messenger RNA, 186 nt
Organism: Paramuricea clavata
Lineage: Eukaryota; Metazoa; Cnidaria; Anthozoa; Malacalcyonacea; Plexauridae
Source: the annotation of a GenBank genome assembly
GUCAAGUUAAAUCAAGCAUUAUCAUCGAUUGAGAGUUGUCCAGCUGGAGUACCACAAGGAUCUGUGCUUUCGCCGAACUUAUGUGAUGUCCACAUUGACGACUUAGAUGCUUGUGUUCCUGGAGAACUUAAGGUCAGCACACACAAAUAUGCUGAUAUGACGGUAAACAAAGUGAAUGCAUCAUGA